This is a messenger RNA of Elaeis guineensis (African oil palm), 2740 nucleotides long. RefSeq names its product D-glycerate 3-kinase, chloroplastic. Gene Ontology annotation, molecular function: ATP binding; kinase activity. The record is from RefSeq and is a predicted model, not a curated record. NCBI's taxonomy places the organism in Eukaryota, Viridiplantae, Streptophyta, Magnoliopsida, Arecales, Arecaceae.
AUUGGACGGAGCUGGAUCCUGGACAGCAUCACUCGCAUGCUGCAGCCAAUAACGCGCCUCUGCACGGAUAGAGGAGCUCUUGCGGGUUCCGUUGCUUCGGGUCUCUGCUCACCGCCAGUGUCGGGAUGAGGGUUCUGAGCGCGCUAUCCCACCCUUCGCCACGGCCGACGGCCGCCCUCUCUCCUUCCCAUGGAUUCCGUUCCUCCUCCCAUUCUUCUUCUUCUUCGUCGUCGUCGUCGUCGUAUCCCCGUCAUCUUAUCUCAUCUCUCCACAAGAACUCGGCUUUCUGCCUUCGAGGCCUCGAUCCUAAACCAGUUUUUCUCUCUACCACCUACAGGUACUGCGUCAGCAUUGCAAGCAAUAGCCAAGGACCUGCCAAAUUAUAUUCAGCAUUUCCUACAUCUCCUGCCCUUGUUUCCUCUGUUAAUGAUCUCUUUGAGUUCAUAUGCUCGGGUCCUCUGAUAAAAAAAUUGGGCUUUACUGCUGAGACUGUAGCUGAGUCCAUCGACAGGUGGUUACAGUGUGGUUUUCACUUGUGUCAACUGUUCCGGUUGAACGACCUUAAUUUGUCAGUUCCUGAGAAGGCCAGAAUAUAUCAUUUCUACAUUCCAGUGUUCCUCUGGUGCGAAGACCAGCUUUUGCGUCAUAGGUCCAACUUUAAUGAUGGAGAUGAGAUCCCACCUCUAGUGAUUGGUGUUAGUGCUCCUCAAGGCAGUGGAAAAACAACUCUAGUUUUUGCUCUUGAGUCUCUUUUCCGGCGAUCUGAUAGGAGUGCUGCAACCUUAUCAAUAGAUGAUUUUUAUUUGACAGCGGAGGACCAGGCUGAACUGAGGAGACAAAAUCCUGGAAAUGCUCUCUUGGAGUUUCGUGGGAAUGCGGGAAGCCAUGACCUGCAAUUCUCAAUUGAUACACUCACAUCUUUAAGCAAGCUUACAAAAAAAGGUAUGAAGAUGAAGCUUCCACGGUACGAUAAGUCUGCUAAUGGAGGGAGAGGUGAUAGAGCUGACCCUUCAACAUGGCCAGAAGUUGAAGGGCCCAUAGAGGUUGUUUUGUUUGAAGGUUGGAUGCUUGGGUUCAAACCUCUUCCAAAUGAAGAUGUGAAAGCAGUUGAUCCACAGCUUGAAGUGGUAAAUAAAAAUCUCGAAGCCUACUUUGAUGCAUGGGACAAGUUUGUUGAGGCAUGGAUUAUUAUCAAGAUUAAGGAUCCCAAAUGUGUAUACCAAUGGCGCUUGCAGGCAGAGGUGGCCAUGAGGGAAGAUGGAAAACCUGGCAUGUCUGAUGAAGAGGUUUUGGAUUUUGUAUCACGGUAUCUGCCAGCAUACCAGGCCUACCUUCCACCACUCUACUCUGAAGGACCAAAGGAGCUGGAUCCAGAUCGCCUUUUAGUUAUCGAGAUUGACGAAGAGAGGAAUCUUAUCGCCAAGUGAUCUAUGUUGGAGGACUGUAUGACUUCAGUUUCGUCUUUCAGUGGGUGUAAAGAAUAAAUUCUUGUUUUGAUAUUUUUGUACAUGUUCAUCAAAAAAAGGAAUGUGUCAUAAUUAUUCAUUCCGUAUCAUCUUCGAUCAUUUACUUCUGAUUUUUUUUACUUAUGUUUAUACUAUAAAUUAUUUCCUAUUGCAAGUGAAGCGAAUUUAGGAGAUUGCUAUAUUGUUAUGAUAGUUGAGAUGUACAGUGUGUGAAAAAGAAGUAUUUAAGGAAGAAUAGCUUUCAACGUUACAGGUUCCUCUGUUCAAUUUUUCAAUAUUUUAAUUUUCAGGGAUCUCUCUCUCUGUGUAUAUAUAUAGAGGCAUCAGCCUCCAUUCAUUGUUUCAUUGUAUAUUCAUUUUCUUCGUUUGACACGUGUACAGGGGUUUUAUGGAGGAGUUUCGAUUUUCGAUAGAGUUUGAGGAGGCAUCUGCUCUUUGAUAAAGCGUGAGAUCGAUAUGAUCAGAGUUUGGAUGAUCGCCUUCUCUCCGCCCGCAAAGAUCGAAAGCAUGUUUGCUUCAGCCCCAUGGUCGUCGCUUGAGAUAGGGGCAUCGAUGGCGGUGUAGUCAGUAAAAGUUGCUGCAGGGGUGAUUUUGUUGACAAGGAUGGAGUUCGGAGAGAGGCUCGAGAGGACGUCGAUGGCAGGAUCGAGGGUGAUAUGGUGAACAUCGGCAAUGUAGUCGAUGAUGAGAGAGAUGACGUUGCUGGCACGAGCGACGGUGAGGAGGGAUUUGGCAUGGUGGGUACCAUGAUCGAUAAGAGGCUGGGCCUUGGAAGCGGUUUGGUAGAAAACGAUGAGGGAGUAGCUGGUCAAGAGUAGGUGGGCAGUUAUGAACUAGCCCGUGACAUCGAUUCGGGUGGUGGUCGAGGUUAUGGGUCGGUUUGAGGAGAUGGUCAACAUAGGAGAGAGCAAGGGGACGAUCAGGCGGUGGUGAAGGAGAUAAAGGUGGUCAGAUCGAUGCAGGAGGGAUGGGAGGCGAAUGAGCAUUGAAAAAGUUAUCAAUCAUUGGAUCGAAGUCCCUUGGUCGUGCUGUCGUGGUUUGCUCUUCUGGCCAUAGUGCCACUAGCCAAGGGACAUUCCCCUACUUUGAAAUAAGAGUGAUGGAUCUUCUGUUCUAUGAAAGAAGAGAGGAAGAAAAAGAAAGAAAGAAAAAAUAAAAAAAAAAAAAAAAAGAAAGAAAAAAGAAAAGAAGGAUUUCAGGAGAUUCUUGAUUAUAAGGUAAUAAUGAAGAUUUUUUAUUAUUGUUAAGAAAAAGGGAGAAUAAAAAGAAAGAAA